Messenger RNA from Sinocyclocheilus anshuiensis, 1057 nucleotides. RefSeq names its product brain and acute leukemia cytoplasmic protein. NCBI's taxonomy places the organism in Eukaryota, Metazoa, Chordata, Actinopteri, Cypriniformes, Cyprinidae. The transcript is spliced from 3 exons. The record is from RefSeq and is a predicted model, not a curated record. Bases 69 to 470 code for a protein of 133 amino acids. Gene Ontology annotation, cellular component: cytoplasm.
AACGGAGCAUAAUCGCGCGCGCUCGUCUGCAUCCUUUAUUAGCGCAUGCAGCGCUCCAUCUUAUUUCAAUGGGCUGCGGUGGGAGUCGAGCAGAUGCUAUUGAACCGCGAUAUCAUGAGAGCUGGACCAGAGAAACCGAAUCGACGUGGCUUACCAAUACUGAUGCUGAAAUCCCCAACGGCGUGACUACUAAGAACCGCGUCGUGCGUGGAGAAUCUAGCCAUCUUAUUAAAGACAAUUCAAAACUAUCAGGUAGAGGUAUGGAGGCCAGAUCCUGUGGAGACAGAGGCAGACAGAUGGUUAAUGCAGGAACUCAAUGUGGAAAGCAGGUUUUGACUUCCAGCACCUGCACAAAAACAUCCUGCAGUCAUGAGCAGAUAAGUGACUCAAAGCAGACAACGCACGAGGAGGAAACUACUCAUUCUGAAGGGGUUUCAUCUAAUGCUGCAUCUAACCCAGGGGAGCCAUGAGGAGAAAACAACCCCAUCUUUGUCUGAUGCAGAGGAUACACUCUGAAACCCAGAGGAGUUCAGCGAUGUCGAUUAUGGGCUAUAUAAGAAACCAUAAGCUGUAAAGAGAAAUAGAGCUUCACAAGAGAUGAUAUCUUUUUAAUGCACACUUAGCCUAUAGAAAUAUGCUUUGCUUUAGUUUGUUGCAAAACUUGGUUAAAAAGUUGCAUCUGAUCAUUAGCAUGGCAAAUAUAGAUUUUAGUCAACCCUGAUAUCCUCACAGGAGUUACUGAGCAAAGCACAUUCAUAAUGUUAAUACAUUCAAGUUCAUAAAAUAAAUUCACGUUCAUAAUGUUGCACAAAUGCAAUUACGGUAAUAAUAGCUCUCAGAUUUUCACUGUGCAAUUUGAAUGCUAAUUACAUAUUUUAAAAGACAAGGCUACUGAAUAUUUUUGUCAUGCCUAAACACUUGUAAAAACACAACAACAAUUAAUUGAUUGGUUGGUUAAUAUUAUGGCCCUCGUUCUUUAUGUUUUUAUUUAUGUUUUUUGGUCAUUCCAUUCUUGUAAAUACUGCAAUUUACUGCAGUUUACUGCAAAUUGCAAGGU